Molecule: messenger RNA, 4649 nt
Organism: Artibeus jamaicensis (Jamaican fruit-eating bat)
Lineage: Eukaryota; Metazoa; Chordata; Mammalia; Chiroptera; Phyllostomidae
Gene: COLGALT2
Product: collagen beta(1-O)galactosyltransferase 2
Exons: 12
Coding region: 337-2217 (626 amino acids)
Molecular function (GO): procollagen galactosyltransferase activity
Source: RefSeq, a predicted model, not a curated record
ACGCCCAUUGGCAGACAGGGCCACACCUCACGGCUCUGGGGGAAGCCACAGACCUCAGCUGUACAGGCUGAGCUUGGGCUGGAGGAACUUUCCGCAAGACUGAGGACAAACAGCCCUACAGAGCCGGCUGUCUGCAAGCCUGAGCCCCGGGCGAGCCCUGGCGGCGGCAGGUACACGGUGCGCCCCCCGCGUCAGGGCCUGGGCGGUGCAGCGGCAGCGGGAGGGUCCGGGGCUGCCGAGGCCGGUGCCGGUGUGCGCGCACCCCCGGCCCGGCGAGCCGCAUCCCCCAGCUCGGCGUUCGCUGCAGGUCCCCCGCAGCCCGCCCCAGCCUUGAACAUGGCUGCGAGCCCCGCCGCCAGCCUCGCCUGGUCGCUGCUGCUCCUCUCCUGGGCUCUGCUCCGCGGAGGCUGCCGGGCGCGCUUUGCAGCCGAGCCGGACUCGGAGGACGACGAAGAGGAGGCGAGGGUUUUCCCCGAGUCGCCCCUGCAGAGACCCACGGUGCUGGUGGCCAUCCUGGCCCGCAACGCCGCGCACACGCUGCCUCACUUCCUCGGCUGCCUGGAGCGGCUGGACUACCCCAAGAGCAGGAUGGCCAUCUGGGCAGCCACCGAUCACAACGUGGAUAACACAACAGAAAUACUCAGGGAGUGGCUGAAAAAUGUGCAGAGAGCCUAUCACUAUGUGGAGUGGAGGCCUAUGGAUGAACCUGAGUCUUAUCCUGAUGAAAUCGGCCCAAAGCACUGGCCCGCCUCCCGCUUUGCCCACGUGAUGAAACUGCGACAGGCGGCCCUUCGAACUGCGAGGGAGAGAUGGUCAGACUACAUUCUGUUUAUCGACGUUGACAACUUCCUGACUAAUCCACAGACCCUCAGUCUAAUGAUUGCAGAAAACAAAACCAUCGUGGCCCCCAUGCUGGAGUCUCGGGGCCUCUACUCGAAUUUCUGGUGCGGGAUCACACCUCAGGGUUUCUAUAAACGGACCCCGGACUACGUUCAGAUCAGAGAAUGGAAGAGGACAGGCUGCUUCCCCGUCCCCAUGGUGCACUCGACCUUCCUCAUUGACCUCAGGAAGGAAGCCUCCGACAAACUGGUGUUCCAUCCCCCGCACCAGGACUACGCCUGGACCUUCGAUGACAUCAUCGUCUUCGCCUUCUCCAGCAGGCAAGCAGGCAUCCAGAUGUACCUCUGCAACCGCGAGCACUACGGCUACCUGCCCAUCCCCCUGAAGCCCCACCAGACCCUGCAGGACGACAUCGAGAGCCUCAUCCACGUACAGAUAGAAGCCAUGAUUGACCGCCCUCCGAUGGAACCCUCCCAGUUUGUCUCAGUUGUCCCUAAGUAUCCAGACAAGAUGGGAUUCGAUGAGAUUUUCAUGAUAAACCUCAAACGCAGAAAGGACAGGAGGGACCGGAUGCUGCGCACCCUGUACGAGCAGGAGAUUGAGGUCAAGAUUGUGGAGGCCGUGGAUGGAAAGGCACUCAACACAAGCCAGCUGAAGGCCCUGAACAUUGAGAUGCUGCCCGGAUACCGAGACCCCUACUCCUCCAGGCCUCUAACCAGGGGCGAAAUCGGCUGCUUUCUAAGCCACUACUCUGUCUGGAAAGAGGUAAUUGACCGAGAGUUGGAGAAGACGCUUGUUAUCGAGGAUGAUGUACGCUUCGAACAUCAGUUUAAGAAGAAGCUGAUGAAGCUGAUGGAUGAUGUAGACCAGGCUCAGCUGGACUGGGAGCUGAUUUAUAUUGGUAGGAAGAGGAUGCAAGUAAAGGAGCCAGAGAAAGCGGUGCCCAAUGUGGCCAAUCUGGUUGAAGCCGACUAUUCCUACUGGACGCUGGGCUACGCCAUCUCCCUGGAAGGAGCACAGAAGCUGGUUGGAGCUGAUCCUUUUGGGAAGAUGCUGCCGGUGGACGAGUUCCUGCCAAUCAUGUACAACAAACACCCCGUAACGCAGUACAAGGAGCACUACAAAUCCAGGGACUUGAAAGCCUUCUCUGCAGAGCCCUUGCUCAUCUACCCCACACACUACACGGGCCAGCCGGGCUAUCUGAGCGACACGGAGACCUCGACCAUCUGGGACAAUGAGACGGUGGCCACCGACUGGGACAGGACGCAUUCCUGGAAGUCCCAGAAGCAAGGCCACAUCCACCGCCACGCCAAGAACACAGAGGCCCUGCCCCCAUCGGCCUCGCUGAACACUGCGCCUUCGAGGGACGAGCUCUGAGGCUCCCGGCGGGCUUCACCCCCCUUUGGGCCCUCCGACGGCUGUUCGUCGGUUUGCUCCGGCUUCUUCUGGUGAUCACAAGCAUCUGACCCAAGUGGUCGAUUGAAAGUGGUCGAUCAAAACUCAUACAUUUUUGACGGGAGGAGAAAUAAGAAAUUUAAACCCCAAUUUCCUAGGAUGGGUGGAAGAGAGGCUUUAUGGCAGCCAUUACCAUAAACUGCAGUGUAGAUACUAGUCCUCUGGUUCGUUCCCCAAGUGCCGCUGGUUCUCACAUAAGGUGGAAGAAUACGGCUCAGAGACUCGUCCGAGAGAAAGGUGACGGCCACAACUGUCAGUGAAUGAGUGCUCUAGGGGCCCAUUGUAUGUCAUAGACGUGACCUUAAAAACUUGUGUAGCUAACAAGUUUAUGAGGGGAAUCAAAUUAUUUAAAACCAAAGUAAUCGGGCUUGGUGUUUGAAGAAAUUCUGUCCUGAGCCUCAGUGCAGAUGGAGUUCUUCAUCCUUGUCCUUGUUGUCCAGCGGGUGGGCAUCGGGUCCGUCUGAGACUCACCUGGCCUUUCACUGUCGUGGUGACUGACGCUCCCUUAACGAGGUUCCAGGUUGUCACUGAGUACAGUUUAGUAGUUCUUUUGGGGUUUGUGUAGAUAUUUAAGGAAAAAUAACCCAGACUUUGGCCUUUUGGAUUGUGGUCAUUUAUUUGAGUUAGGAUGCGCUAUUUAUGAAGAUAAAUUUAAUAUAUAGGGGUCAGGGUUGGUGUCUAAUUUCUGUCCCAAGGGUUUGGCACAUCAGACGCUCCCUCCACCCCCGGCCUGGGAAUGAAUUGCAGGUGGGAGUUUUAUGAGUCACGGUUCAGGGGCGGCUACUGUCCUUGUCUGAGUUUUUCGUUCUAAUUUGAAUUAUUUAUUUUACAAAAUGGGGGGAAAUACCUGUACGGUAAGGCAGAGAAAACAGAUGUGUCCAGCGUCUCCGUGUUUAGAGACCAAACACAGUGGUCCCCUGGGGACUGGUCAGUGUAGGCCCCCUGGCUCAGCGGUCUGGUUCCCCUGCCUUGUGCGGGGGGCUCUUGUUGCGUGGGAGGCUGGAACCAUCUGGAAACAAAUGACCCUCCGUUCCAGGUGAGAGACCUUGCUCAGAGAUAGUGGUCUGAUCAGCAGACGCAGGCCAACCACCGGGAAGCUCUCAGCGUCAGGUCCUGGGCAGAGCACUCUCUGCUGGCCUCCCGGGCCGAUUUUCUGUGAAAGGUGGAGUUGGACGACAUCAUGUCUUCUGCGAUCCUCGGCUGUCUCGGGACGGUUUGCUUCUGGUUUGUGUUUUCGUGCCCACAGACAACAAAGCUUCGCUCUGGAAGUAGCCUCCGCCGCGUCCUGUCCACAUCGUCCUUGGGGAUCUCCCUGGGGGCCCUGGUGAGGGUCCCCCACUGCAGGAUGAGGCAGUUUGCCUUCCACAGAACACCAGUCUCCGCCUUCCUUCCUGAAGUAUCACUGAUACCCCUGUAUGUUGACUAAUAAGCCAGGGCGCUGAGGAAGGGAUCUCGGCCAACUCCGAUUUCUACGGCUUAGACACAGCCAUCAAAGUGUGACUCUUUUUUUCUAGGAAAAAAGAAAAAACUGGAAGAGAAACCUGGAGAGUCUGUGAAAAACCCUUAGGUCAUCCCUAAGGCUUCCUUGGGUGUUUUGUAUUUUGUUUGCGUAUUUCAGUGUGUGUGUGAUGUUUAUGGUGUUUUUUUAAUGGGGUGGGAGGUGGCGGGGUAUUGGGCUGGAGGAGGACUAAGUUGUUGUUCAUGUGGUUUUGUCUAAUAGAGAACACUUUUACCCCCCAUCAGCUGGUCUGGUGGGUUUCCAAAUCCCCAUUCUUAAAAGACAUGGGUCUUAAAUUCUAGGAUUUUAGAUUAGGACUGUUCUACUGUGAAGAAAGUUCUGGCUCUCUUAGCCCAGCCAUGGCGUCUCUCCGCUCAGGUCUGGAAUCCCAAGGGACAACCUGCAGGACCAGUAUUCCUCUACCAAGUGGUCUCUUCAGCGGCCCAGGGGGUCCUUGGCCUCGCCCUCCACCUGCCUCCCCAUCCAGGCUUCAGUCCAGACCUCUGACCUUGGCAGUGUCAGAGGCUUUGCCUCCAGCUCAGGCCCCUGCUCCAGCCUCUGAAGUUAAAUGCCCCUGGAUUCCCCAUCUGGACCCCUGCCUGGAUCUUGGGCCCCAAAGUGGAGUCCUCUGGACAGAUGGCCCUGACCCCAGUGGGGCUGGCGCUGCCGAGCGUGGACCGCGCGGGCCUUGCUUUGGGUCCUCUGGGGCCGGCCACAGGGACUUGGGGACAGGAAGGCACUGGCACCCCAGCGCCCUACACUGUCUGUCGCGCUGUGUCCCUUCAGGAGAGGAUGUGAUAAACUACUACUUGCCUUCUAGAGCUCUUUGUAAAAAUUAAAAAAAAAUUGGCUCGAU